This is a messenger RNA of Annulohypoxylon maeteangense, 2838 nucleotides long. RefSeq lists its product as uncharacterized. Gene Ontology annotation, molecular function: zinc ion binding; DNA-binding transcription factor activity, RNA polymerase II-specific; DNA binding. Lineage: Eukaryota; Fungi; Ascomycota; Sordariomycetes; Xylariales; Hypoxylaceae. Gene Ontology annotation, biological process: DNA-templated transcription; regulation of DNA-templated transcription. The transcript is spliced from 4 exons. Bases 344 to 2677 code for a protein of 777 amino acids. The record is from RefSeq and is a predicted model, not a curated record.
CAUCCAUCUGUCAAAUUUUCCAAAGCGUCACAGCAGCACGGCAGCCAGAAGUCCUGCACGAACCCGCUCACAAGACUCAAAUUGACCCAAAUUGACCAUAAUUUUUCUGUCGCGGAGUCUCACUCGGUCCCGAAAUUCCCGCAUCAAACACUAUUGUUCUCGCUCCAGCUUGCCAAUCAACGCCGCACCCGGUAUCAAAACUUGUCGUCUCAUGUAGAACAGAGUCGCCUCCGUUUCCUAGUUGAGCUUGAUCGAUCGUUAGUACGUCGGCAAGCAUCUGCACGCCAGCCGCUAGCGGUGUAAGAACCCGUCCAGCCUUCGGGACCGACUGAAGAACCUCAUCAUGCCCGCGACCCCAGAAUCGCAACUUGGCGAUGGCUCGGCAAAUAAUGAUAGCACGCCGCCUGCCGGCUCCUCGCUUAGCCAUACGCCCACCAAUCCAGAUGCCUCUAUGGUCAAGGUCACAAGAGGUCAUAGCUGCGUCUUAUGCCAACAACGUAAGGUCCGGUGCGAUAAGAGCAAGCCUUGUUCCAAUUGUGUAAAGGCCGGCGUCGAGUGCCGCGUUGUGCCACCCCAGCCUCCUCGGAGGCGCAAGAAGCGCAUCCCCGAACGAGAUCUAGUCGAGCGCUUGCGGAAAUAUGAAGCCCUCUUAUCUCAAAAUGGCAUCGAAUUUGACUCGUUGGGACCGGACGUCAAGAUUGUGGAUCCCGGUUCCGUUGAAGACGGUGACGAGCUCGAACCGGAGUUUAUAAGACAGCGAAGCAAGGAGUCUCCAGCCGGUGUGGACCUUAAUCUGAUCUCAUCUCCCGGAGAGGCUGCCCACGUCCCCAGGACUUUUAAGUGGUUUCCUUUUCAGAAGGAGUAUCGAGCAAUAGGUGAAACCAUUAGAGAUUCAUCCGACGAGGAGGACGUUGGGUCGUCAAUUAAUCAAGCUUACGACAAGAUGUUUGAGACAGCCGAUGGAUUUCCUUUUGUAGUUGGCGGCCAGUUCGAACCUGUCACCGACCAGCACCCGUCAGCCAUCCAAAUAUUCCAGUUGUGGCAGAUAUACCUAAAUAAUGUCAACCCUCUCCUUAAACUGACACAUACACCAACACUGCAAGUGCGGAUUAUCGAGGCUGGCGCAAACCUCGAUAAGGUGUCUCGGCCUCUCGAGGCCCUAAUGUUUUCGAUUUACCUGAUGGCCAUCACGAGCGUAGACGAAGAAGAAUGUCAGACAACAUUUAACAACUCAAGAACUGCGUUACUAGCCAAGUACUACUACGCAACUCAACAGGCCCUUCUGAACGCGGGCUUUAUGCGCAACCCAGAUCUGACGUUGCUUCAGGCAUAUUUGCUAUACCUUCUUGGUAUUCGACAGUACUCCGAUCCUCGGUCGCUAUUCUGCUUGACAGGAAUAGGCGUACGUCUUGCUCAGCGGAUAGGGUUACAUCGUGACGGUGCUCAGUUUAAUCUAUCUCCGUUUGAGGUUGAAGAGCGAAGGCGUUUGUGGUGGACCCUCGCAGGCUUCGAUCGGCGAAUCGGAGAGCUUUGCGGUUCUAUAAUCACUGCUAUAUCUAACGGGGCCAACUGCAAGCUGCCGCUUAAUAUCAACGAUGCCGACUUGCAUCUGCACGCCAAGGAUCCACCUCCUCCUCAUACUGGUGCAACAGAGAUGAUGUUCUCUCUCACCCGUCUCGAGUUUGCUAAAGCUCCCGGAAAUGACAAGAUGAGGAGUCAAGUGUCUGAAUCAAAUCCGCAAGCCAUAACGAGCGUUGCUGACCACCGGUUGUCGAGUUACCUGGAACGUUUCUCCACUUACAUGGAAGACACUUAUCUCAGAUACUGCGAUCCCAAGGUUCCUCUUCAUUACAUGACUCUCCUUAUGACUCGGGCAAAUAUCUGCAAGCAAAAGAUAGUAUCAGGAUUUUUCCGCGUUGCACUUACUGCGCCUUCCCCUUUGCCGCUAGUCGAGAGAGAAGAUCUCUUCAUCGAGGCGAUUAAGAUGAUCGAAUACGACAGCAUGAUGCAAGCAAGGGAAAAUCUGAAGGGCUUCCUGUGGUAUACACAUAUGCAUUUUCCAUUCCCGGCAUAUAUCUGCCUGCUUACUGAUCUACGCCAUCGAACAACUGGGGAUCUAUGUGAACGUGCCUGGGAAACUAUCUGCGAGCAUGCUGACCGGAGGAAGAUGACAACUCACAUGCGGAGCCCGAUGCACCUAUCUUUCAGUCCACUCUUUGUAAAAGCAUGGGAUGCGCGUGAAGCCGCCGAAGCCGCACUCGGGCGUACCAUAGCCCCACCCCGUCUUAUUACUCACAUGAGACAAGUUGCCGCUCAUUUACCCAAGACAACUAAGAAGAAGACACCAGUUCCGACACCUUCUCCCAAGAUUCCCGUCGUAAGCGGCGCUUACGUCGCAACUCCGCAGACACCACCCGAACAACAGCAAACCGCUCCGGCAACAGUACCCUUAUAUGCGAAUAAUGAUAUGUUUGGCAGCGGCGGAAUGCCUCCAAUAGAUAUUAAUAGACAGUUCGCGACCGCAUUUCCAGACGUGAACUUCGGCGGGGAGAUGGAUUGGAAUUACCUAUUACAGGAAUAUGGACCCUAUAUGGGGGUCGCUCCCACACCACAGAUGAGUGCCUACGCGAACCAGGCAUCACUACAAGACCCUACUCAGGCUGCUGUUUGGCAGUAAUUGUAUGAUACUUUCUUUCAGGUAUAAGGGGCCUUCAACACGGUAUAUAUGGAUGAUGUUAUAUGACAGGGAUUAUAGGUUCGGUUUUGGAUGGUCAAAGGCACAUACCCAGCCAUCUUAAGGUGUAUAUAUAAAAAAUACUCGAAUAUUCGGGGAAUACU